AUGGGCUGCUCCAGCAGCGCCCUCAACAAGGCCGGCGACAGCAGCAGGUUCCCUAGCGUAACUUCAAAUGAGCAUUUUUCACCCGCAGAAGAAAGUGGGUCCUGCUUUGCCCAACCAAAGCCACAUACAUUGGGAAGAGAAUCUACUGUUGAUGGCAAUGUACAAAGGGAAAGCCAUCCUCCCUUACAAAAGCUCAAGGUUUCAGCAGAGCCUACAGCGAAUGGUGUUAAACUCCUCCAAGAGCAGUCCCUGGCCAAGGACGUAGCCCCUGGAAGGAAUGCUGCAGACCAAUCAGGGUCCACAGAAAAGACUCAGCCUGGAGAGGGACUGAAGGAAUCUGGGCCACCUCAGCCAGGUGGCAAAGAGGAUGCCUCAGCAGCAGAAGGAAAGAAGAAAGAUACAGGAGCAGGGACAGAGGCUGAGCCUCUAAAAGGAAAUGCUGAAGCUGAGCCUUUAGGACCAGAAGCCAAGGGUCAGCCUUUGGGGACAGGAGGAGAGAAGGAGUCCCUCAGAGCAGUGGAGGCCACUGAGAAUCCACAAACUGCUGCAGAGAUGAAGCCUCUAGGAACAACUGGGAAUGUUCAGCCUCUGCAAACAGCUGGAGAGCUACAACCUCAGGGCACAAUGGGAAAGGAUGAGCAGGCCCCGCUUCUAGAAGCAAUUUCCAAAGAGAACGAAUCUCCAGAAAUAUUGGAAGGAAGUCAGUUUGUGGAAACAGCUGAAGAGCAGCAACUUCAGGCAACAUUGGGAAAAGAGGAGCAGCCCCAGCUUCUAGAAACAAUUCCUAAAGAGAAUGUAACACCAGAAAUAUUGGACAGAAGUCAGCUUGUGGAAAAGCCUGUUAUGAAUGAUCCACUCCAUAAAACUCCUGAAAGUCCAGGAAACAUGGAGCAGAUUCAAUCUGAAGGAAUAGUUGGAAGCAUGGAACAUCCAGCACGAAAUGUAGAGACAGGAGCAUAUGUGGAAAUGGUCAGGAACAUCCAUACUAAUGAAGAGGACCAACACAUUGAAGGUGAGACAGGGGAAAAGGUGGAAACAGAGAUGGAGAAUGAGAAAGUGAGGGAAGGGGCUGAAACCAAAGAAGAAGAAACAGGAGAAGCGGUGAACCUUUCAACAGCCACAUAGCUAGAAGAGUGAACCCACACAGCGCGUUAUCACAGAGAAGACAAAAAUGGUAGUGAAGCUUGUGGUUAUGUAUCUUAUCUUUCUAUAUUUACAUGUAUUCUGUAAGGAGUGCGGUUAUAGAGAGACUGUUGGAACCACAAGAAGGAUGUUUCCAUGUUCUUGAUUAUAUUGUUCUACAAAACUGCUAAGCCAUGAACAGUUUUCUUAGCUACUUAGAAUGGUUAUACAUUUAAAACGAUAAAAAACAAAGCCAAUAAAAAUUAUGUGAUUAUUUAA
Messenger RNA from Piliocolobus tephrosceles (Ugandan red Colobus), 1401 nucleotides. RefSeq names its product glutamate-rich protein 5-like. The transcript is spliced from 3 exons. Lineage: Eukaryota; Metazoa; Chordata; Mammalia; Primates; Cercopithecidae. Bases 1 to 1125 code for a protein of 374 amino acids. The record is from RefSeq and is a predicted model, not a curated record.